Molecule: messenger RNA, 5090 nt
Organism: Melanotaenia boesemani (Boeseman's rainbowfish)
Lineage: Eukaryota; Metazoa; Chordata; Actinopteri; Atheriniformes; Melanotaeniidae
Product: regulator of nonsense transcripts 1
Exons: 24
Coding region: 197-3502 (1101 amino acids)
Biological process (GO): nuclear-transcribed mRNA catabolic process, nonsense-mediated decay
Cellular component (GO): cytoplasm
Molecular function (GO): RNA binding; ATP binding; zinc ion binding
Source: RefSeq, a predicted model, not a curated record
UCCGUCACUGCCGCUGACUGUUGGACCUGCAGAAGCUCUCGAGGUUCUGAUCAGUUCCAUUUUUAUUUGGGUCCAAAUUCAAGCUCUUGGUGACGUUCUCUAAAACAAAUAUCGACAAACUAUCGACUGCUUGGAUUUUAGUAAUCUUCACAUAAACCCGGAAAUCGUUUAGUAAAAACGAAAGUUAAGGGUAGAGAUGAGUGUGGAAGCGUACGGGCCGAGCUCCCAGACCCUCACCUUCCUGGACACCGAGGAAACGGAGUUGAUUGGAGCGGACACCCAGGGCUCCGAGUACGACUUCACCGACUUUACGCUUCCUAGCCAGACGCAAACACAAGGCCAGACCCAGAGCCAGCUUGACAGCCAGGUUAAUGGGCCAGACGAGGGUCUGCACAACGGUGGACUGGAUGACUCGGUGGCCAAAACCAGCCAGUUGUUGGGCGAGCUCAACUUUGAGGAGGACGAGGAAGACGCGUACUACACCAAAGAUUUACCUGUGCAUGCUUGCAGCUACUGUGGUAUCCAUGACCCAGCAUGUGUGGUGUACUGUAAUACCAGCAAGAAGUGGUUCUGUAAUGGACGUGGCAACACAUCUGGGAGCCACAUUGUGAACCACAUGGUGAGGGCCAAAUGCAAAGAAGUGACGCUGCAUAAAGAUGGACCGCUGGGCGAAACAGUGCUCGAGUGUUACAACUGUGGCUGCCGCAAUGUCUUUCUACUGGGCUUUAUUCCAGCCAAAGCCGAUUCUGUGGUCGUACUUCUAUGCAGGCAGCCCUGUGCCAGCCAGAGCAGCCUGAAAGACAUUAACUGGGACAGUUCGCAGUGGCAGCCACUGAUCCAAGACCGCUGUUUUCUGUCAUGGCUUGUGAAGAUCCCUUCAGAGCAGGAGCAACUUCGAGCUCGUCAGAUCACUGCCCAGCAGAUCAAUAAGCUGGAAGAACUCUGGAAGGACAAUCCCGGUGCUACCUUGGAAGACCUGGAGAAACCCGGAGUGGAUGAGGAACCCCAGCAUGUGCUGCUGCGCUACGAGGAUGCUUACCAGUACCAAAACAUCUUUGGUCCUUUGGUCAAACUGGAAGCUGAUUAUGACAAGAAGCUUAAGGAGUCACAGACCCAAGACAAUAUAACAGUCAGAUGGGACCUUGGGCUGAACAAGAAGCGGAUUGCAUAUUUCACACUGCCCAAGACAGAUUCAGAUAUGCGGCUGAUGCAAGGGGACGAGAUUUGCCUGCGGUACAAGGGAGACUUGGCACCGCUGUGGAAGGGCAUUGGCCAUGUCAUCAAAGUCCCUGACAACUAUGGUGAUGAAAUUGCCAUUGAGCUGCGGAGCAGUGUUGGAGCACCUGUGGAAAUCCCACACAACUUCCAAGUGGACUUUGUAUGGAAAUCCACUUCCUUUGACAGGAUGCAGAGUGCCCUGAAAACCUUUGCUGUUGAUGAGACCUCUGUAUCUGGCUACAUUUACCACAAACUUCUGGGCCAUGAGGUAGAGGAUGUCACCAUCAAGUGCCAGCUGCCAAAGCGUUUCACUGCCCAGGGCCUGCCAGACCUCAAUCACUCACAGGUGUAUGCUGUCAAGACUGUACUGCAGAGGCCUCUCAGUCUAAUCCAGGGUCCUCCUGGCACUGGGAAGACAGUCACAUCUGCCACGAUUGUAUUUCAUCUGUCCCGACAGGGAAACGGACCAGUUCUGGUGUGUGCUCCCAGUAAUAUCGCUGUGGACCAGUUGACGGAGAAGAUUGACAAAACUGGACUGAAGGUUGUCAGGCUUUGUGCUAAAAGCCGGGAGGCCAUUGAGUCACCAGUUUCUUUUCUGGCGCUUCACAAUCAGAUCAGCAACAUGGACAGUAUGCCGGAGCUUCAGAAACUGCAGCAGCUAAAAGACGAGACGGGAGAGCUGUCAUCCGCUGAUGAGAAACGCUACAGGGCUUUGAAGCGCACUGCUGAGAGGGAGCUGCUCAUGAACGCUGAUGUGAUUUGCUGCACCUGCGUUGGGGCUGGAGAUCCCCGUCUUGCCAAGAUGCAGUUCCGCUCCAUCCUGAUUGAUGAAAGUACCCAGGCCACUGAGCCUGAGUGUAUGGUGCCUGUAGUGUUGGGAGCCAAACAGCUCAUUCUUGUGGGGGACCACUGCCAGCUGGGUCCUGUGGUGAUGUGUAAGAAGGCAGCUAAAGCAGGACUCUCUCAGUCUCUCUUUGAACGAUUGGUGGUUCUGGGAAUCCGGCCAAUCCGCCUUCAGGUCCAGUAUCGCAUGCACCCGGCUCUCAGUGCCUUUCCUUCCAACAUCUUCUAUGAGGGCUCCCUACAGAAUGGUGUCACUGCAGCUGAUCGCAUCAAGAAAGGCUUUGACUUCCAGUGGCCUCAGCCAGACAAGCCCAUGUUCUUCUAUGUGACUCAGGGUCAAGAGGAAAUUGCCAGCUCUGGAACCUCAUACCUUAACAGGACUGAGGCAGCCAACGUAGAGAAAAUCACCACCAGGUUGCUGAAGGCAGGAGCCAAACCGGAUCAGAUCGGCAUCAUCACUCCAUACGAGGGUCAGCGCUCCUACCUGGUCCAGUACAUGCAGUUCAGUGGUUCCCUUCACACCAAACUCUAUCAGCAAGUGGAAAUUGCCAGCGUGGACGCUUUCCAGGGCAGAGAGAAGGACUUCAUCAUCCUGUCUUGUGUUCGUGCCAACGAGCACCAGGGCAUCGGCUUCCUGAAUGACCCUCGUCGUCUCAAUGUGGCGUUGACCAGAGCCAAGUAUGGUGUGAUCAUUGUGGGGAAUCCUAAAGCCCUUUCCAAGCAGCCCUUGUGGAACAACCUGCUGAACAACUACAAAGAGCAGAAAGUCCUCGUGGAGGGACCUCUUAAUAACCUGAGAGAGAGCCUCAUGCAGUUCAGCAAGCCCCGCAAACUGGUCAACACCAUCAAUCCUGGUGGACGUUUUAUGAGCACUGCGAUGUACGAUGCCCGUGAGGCCCUCAUCCCUGGCUCUGCUUAUGACCGCAGCACUGCUGCUGGACGUCCAUCCAACAUGUACUUUCAAACACAUGACCAGAUUGGGAUGAUUGGGGCUGGUCCUGGUCACAUGGCUGCUAUGAAUAUCCCCAUACCCUUCAACCUGGUGAUGCCUCCAGUGCCUCCACCUAGCUACUUGGGUCAGACCAACGGUCCUGCUGCAGGUCGUGGUGCAAUGAAGGGUAAGCCUGGCCGUAGUGGCCGACAGAGAGUCCGUGGCUCUGCAAACCAGGGUACCAGUCAGGGUAAUGGACCAAACAGCCAAGCAAGCCAGGACGGGGCCUCCCAGUCUUUCUCUCAGGGGCCACUGACACAGGGUUAUAUCUCUAUGAGCCAGCCCUCACAGAUGAGCCAGCCUGGCCUCUCUCAGCCCGAGUUGUCCCAGGACAGUUAUCUGGGCGAUGAGUUCAAGUCCCAGAUCGAUGUGGCUUUGUCCCAGGACUCGACUUACCAGGGUGAACGCGCCUACCAGCAUGGCGGGGUGACUGGACUGUCACAGUACUAAAGUGUUGCCCGAAGAAGGGAGCUAGGCUUGAGCUUAGCUUAGUUCAUCUGCUUUUUAAUCUGGGAAAUAAUAAAAACAUAAAAUGGAUACCUGUUUUCCUCUGCUACAUCCGAAGCACCACCAAGUGAAAGCGACGGGAUAGCAAAACCAAACCUAUGACCAGCGAGAGAAAUAAGAUCGUAGAAGACAGCACCAACAGAUGUGCAGGGAGAUGGAAAGAGAAGCCGCGUGAACAAGCGAGAGGCAGGAAUCGAAGCCCGGGAAUAGUCAAGGAGGGAAGUCGAGAAGGUGGCAGCGUCUGGUCGGGCUGCUGAGGGAAACGGGAGAGACCAACGGUCUCUGAAGAGAAUCCAAAAGAGGUUCAGCCCCCCCCCCCAAAAAAAAAGAAAAUCCACACCCACAGCCUCUGGAAAAGCCAGUGAAGCUUCCUCUAAAAAGGAUCAAAGCUUUUCAAUGGAAGAAAUAAUUCUCUAACCUGGACAGAAAUGGUUGCAGAAAGCUUUCAAAUGGGCAGCACAAAAAAAGAAAAUCCCCAUGUUGGAUAUCGGUUGUCAGGCAACCUGGAUUAUACCCCAGACGAUUUCAAAUUAGGUUAAUGAUGGGAGGAAAAUCUUCAACUGGGCCCAAACACCUCGGCAGCCUCAGAAGGAAGCGGGAAUUGACGCACCCUCUCUGGGAGGAAAUAAAAACACUGGUUUCUGGGCUUGAGUCUGAUAUUGAAAUACCUUUCAUUUGCCUUGAGAACUACUGGCUCCUUCACAAGGUCUUUAAUGGGGUGGUUUCAACCACAUGUCAGCGGUGGAAUGAAUUCUGGACUGUUUUGUGUUUUUUAAGGCAUGAGACGCGAAUCCCAGCGAUAUCGCAGUCAUCAUGGGACAGUUUUUUCUGAAGUACCUUUCUUAUCACAGAGCACAAAAUUUGCAAAUAAAGUCAGCGAAACUCAACAUGACCAGCGUUGGAUAUUCAGCUCAGUAUCGGUUGAUGUUUCAGCUACGGCUUUUUUCUUGUAAUCUUUUGAAAGCACGGGUUGUCGACGUCUUGCUGUGUUCAGGACCAGAACUUUUGUUGUUUUUUUUUUUGUUUGUUUUGUUAUUUUUUUUACAGCACUCCGUGUACGCUGAGAUUGGCAAAAGCUUGAAUGCUUUGUGCAGAGGGAUUCCUCAGGGGAUUGCAGACUUUCCACAUCAUCAAACAAAUCCCUGCCUGAGGUAGAAGAAAGUAAACAAGGAGGGGGUGAUAGUAGAUGAGGCUUUCAGGCGGUCAUGGCAAUCAACCCACCAAAAAGUAGGGAAAGGAAGGUGGCUGAGGAAGGGAAGGAAACAAGUUCAGUUCAUUGCCACGGACGAAAACCCAGAGGGAAAGUGUGGCUCUUGGACUUCACAGUCCAAACAGAUGACCACAUGAGUUGUCCUUGUAAAACUGGCCUUUUUACACAGGAAAUAACCACAUGAAUCAAGACAGUAAGGCUUUAUUGCUAAAAAUGUUACAGUGAUGAUGGGGGAGGGACUUUGAAUAGAAGAUUCCCAUGUGAAAUAAAAUGAAGUGAAAUCUGCAUCUGCGCUGAUCAGAUGACAGCAAGAAGAUGAAA